GCAAUUGUGCUCUUCCAUGCUUAGAAUAUAUAUAUAUAUAUAUAUAUACCUAUCUAUCUAUCUAUCUAUCUAUGCUUCCAUGUGUGUCUACUACUUUCCCUCACUUUGUGCAUGUCAACCGUUUUGCUUUUUUGUGUUUAUUCGUCAUGUGGGUAACAUCUUGUGGUAUCCACCAGGCUCUUUCCCAUGCCCCGCUGAUGGAGCCUUGUUGUUGUGUGCUCUGCAGGGCUCCAUUGCACUGAUUGUUGUGAGUGGGUGUUAAUACCUGCAAGCCCAUCUUUGUGGUUCUGGGAGUAUGGGUCACAUUAGGUUGUGCUCGGCUGUCUCUCAGCCAUUCAUUCCGUUGUGUUGGUAGUACGAAUGGGUUCUUUGUUGCACAGUUUCUGGCUGGAGAUUCUCAGGAAAUUAUUCCCUUUUUUCUGAAUUACUCUGUGAUCUGGUAUUUUGAGGCGUGUUUUUUGGGAGUGGAUUGUUGCGUUUCCUGUUAUUCGAAGGGGGAGGCAAAUAUGAGUGAAGACAUCGACAAGCAUGUGCUUCGAAAAUACCACGUCGGACAGAAACUUGGUAAAGGGGGUUUUGGAAUGGUUGAGGGUCUCUGAAGUAGAGUUUCGGCGCAGGCGUAUGGUAUCGUUUGGAAAGCCGUCGAUAGAAGGAGCAAUGAAGUUGUGGCUCUCAAAAAGAUAUUUGAUGCGUUUCAAAACUCAACUGAUGCCCAGAUUAUUGAACGUAUUGAAAGCGGAGAAUGACCGAGAUCUUUAUCUUGUGUUUGAGUACAUGGAAACGGAUUUGCAUGCUGUGAUAAGGGCAAACAUUCUAGAGGAAAUUCAUAAACAGUUUAUAAUGUAUCAACUUUUCAAGGCUUUGAAAUUCAUGCAUUCUGGAGAGUUACUUCAUCGGGACAUCAAGCCAAGUAACUUGUUACUCGACUCGGAGUGUCAAGUGAAGGUUGCAGACUUUGGACUCGCGCGAUCGGUUGCGCAAUUGAAGGAAGAUGCUGGAAAUUCACCUGCUGUUCUGACAGACUAUGUUGCAACUCGUUGGUAUCGAGCACCUGAGAUACUUCUUGGGUCUACCCAAUAUACUUUUGGAGUUGACAUGUGGUCCAGUGGCUGUAUACUUGGAGAACUUCUGAACGGAAAACCUGUUUUUCCUGGAACAUCGACGAUGAACCAGAUUGAGAAGAUACUGGAAGUUAUUGGAAGACCUGCUCCGGAUGAUAUCGCUGCCCUCCAAUCUCCAUUUGCAGCAACCAUGUUGGACAGUAUGCCCAUCGACCCCAAGCCUUUCCUCCAAGUGUUUCCAAAAGCCUCGUCCGAAGCAGAGGAUUUGCUAAGGAAAUUGCUACAUUUCAAUCCGUUCAAACGCAUUACAGCAGAGAAUGCUCUGCGACAUCCAUACCUAGCCCAGUUUCACAAUCCAAUUGAUGAGCCUAUCUGCAGUCGAAUCAUACGCAUACCUAUUGAUGACAACACCAAGCUCACGAUUAGUGAAUACCGUGAAAGACUCUAUGCAGAGAUUGUUCAUCGGAAGAAGGAAAUCCGCAAGAAGCUUAGAGAAAAAGAGAGACUGAGCCGUGAGUUAUCUCCUGGUCAACGAAGGCCUAAACCUCGUUCAGGUGGCAGUGCGAGUGAAUCGAGAGAUCGUUGCCAUUAACAUCCCACUUCCUAUUGAAACAGUUGUGAAGUCACGAAUGGAGAGGUUUAAUUGUUCCACUGAAAGGUAAUGCCAAAGUUGCCUGGAAUUUCCAUCAGCUCGUGACCCAUGCUUCCUCAAGACAGAUUCCAAUCCCCAUCUUUUAGCUGUCCAUUCGUGUAGCUUCGAUGUCCCAAUCCCUAAAUGCUUGUUGGUCAUGACCAUACUUUACCCUAUUGCAUUUCAAUAACUAUGUCAUUCAACUACCCCAACUUGUAUGUGUUUUUGUUAUCAACUUUCAUAAGAAAAAGAUGUAUCAUAUCUAUAUGUCGAAUCUGACAUCAGUUGUACAACCCUGAGAAACCCACUUCAUUUUAAUGGUUCCCGACCUAGAUGAUUACAGUCACUUACUCAAAGACUCUACGAGUAAUGUACCCAAUGUUUGAAUGGCAGUUUUCUAGAACAUGAAUUCCAACCUCACAUAGUUUUGUGCAGAAGGUAUCA
This is a messenger RNA of Physcomitrium patens, 2136 nucleotides long. RefSeq lists its product as uncharacterized. Lineage: Eukaryota; Viridiplantae; Streptophyta; Bryopsida; Funariales; Funariaceae. Gene Ontology annotation, molecular function: ATP binding; MAP kinase activity. Gene Ontology annotation, biological process: protein phosphorylation. The record is from RefSeq and is a predicted model, not a curated record.